CUACAAGGAACGGUGCAAAGUUCAGACAUUUCAUUGCAUAAACUGCUAUAUCUACACAUAUCACUGUACAACAUCAAUAGUGUUUUGUCAGUUUGUGAAAGGUGCACAAAUUAAACUUGUGUUCAUAUUUGUGUUCAUAUUUGCGAUAAUCUUUUGACCAGAUUUAGAAAGCUUGAAUCACACAACUACUACUUCCAACAAGCUUCUAACUUAUUCUUUAAAGGUAGAAAACGUGGCGGAGAAAGGUAGGCCUACACGAACCUCUUUUAAAGCGAUUAUCAUCAGAAUCACAUUUCAUAAAUGGCAAACCGUGUAUUCGUAUAUGGAACCCUCAAAACAGGCCAGCCCAACCAUUCUAUGAUUCCUGGAGCUGGAUCAGUACGCUGUCGAUUUUUCGGUACGGGCAAGACAGAAACAAAAUGGCCGCUGGUGAUUGCAACAAAAUACAACAUUCCUUUUCUCUUGGACUGUGAAGGAGAAGGACACAACGUCUAUGGCGAGGUGUACGAGGUCGAUGACGAUCUCCUUGCUCACCUCGACGAGGUAGAAGGUUGCCCUGAUAGUUACGAACGCAGAAAGAUCGUGAUAGGAAUGGACAAGAUAGCAGAUGGUUCUGAGCCGAAUACAUUAGAUUGCUGGUGUUAUCUACUACCAAGGUACAGACCAUCUGUACUGUCACUUGAGAAAUAUGAGAGCUACGACAGUAAUGGUGCCCACGGCAAGCAGUUCGACAAGACGAAGGGCCCGGGCGAGCCACUAGAGGCAGUCCACAAAGAGAUCGCCAUGUUACGUAUACGAUAGCAGAUGGGACAUCCCAGUAGACCGACAGCCGAGUAGGCUGACGUCCCAGUAGAACGGCCUCCAAAGAGAACGACAACCUAGUAGACCGAUAGACAAGAGACAAACAGACCAGUCUACCAACAGCCUGCGAGACCGACAGUCCCCGAGACAGAUGACCCAUUACACCGACAGCCCACGAGAACAACAACAACAUAGUAGACCGACAGCCUACGAGGCCGACAAUUUUGUUAUCAUGAAACUUGUUAAAAAUUGAUCAGACGUCCGCAAGACCGACAUGUCGGUCUCACGUCGGCUUUCGGUCCCAUGGGUUGCCGGCCUCGUUUUUCCUUUUUUGACUAUAUCUGCAGAGAAUUCGUAAUUUUGCACCCCAGUUGAAGAAAUUCACAGUACUUUGCUCUGUUGCAUUAAUAGAAGUACGAGGCUGUAAGGGGGUAGGGGGGGGGGGAGGAUCCCCGAUUAUUUUCAAAAUUCUAACAUUCAUCAACCAUUAUCUAUUAUCUCAUAUUCGGGAAUCGACAUGCCCACAUAUUUAUGAAUAUCAUUAUAUUUAUAUCAUUUUUAUAUCUAAGCUAGUGAAUUUUGAUGAUGGAAUAACAUUUUAAAGGAAUCAAGUUUUUCAUUUUAGCUUGCUCGCUCCGCUAAGUUGCACAAUCUUACAACAGGCUGAGUCUUGGCAACUGGAUCCCCCCCAAAUCCUAAUAUUCGGGCAGCGUCUAUUUUGAUGACGAAGUAUUAUCUUUACCGCAAUGAAAG
Molecule: messenger RNA, 1554 nt
Organism: Strongylocentrotus purpuratus (purple sea urchin)
Lineage: Eukaryota; Metazoa; Echinodermata; Echinoidea; Camarodonta; Strongylocentrotidae
Product: putative gamma-glutamylcyclotransferase CG2811
Exons: 3
Coding region: 301-801 (166 amino acids)
Molecular function (GO): gamma-glutamylaminecyclotransferase activity
Source: RefSeq, a predicted model, not a curated record